UCAAUCAAUUCUGUCCUACUUUUGUGUUCAAUGCAUUGUACUUUCCGCGCGAUUGAUUAAAUGAAAUAAGAAAUAAUCUUAAUUUAUGAACAUACAAUGGCAAAACAGCAGGGUAAAGUUUACUUAGGGUUCGAAGAAGAGGCAGUGGGUGAAAAACACCAAACUUUAUUAAAUUAUACAGUAAAUAAAAUUGGUGGAUUUCCCGAUUGGCCGCCUAUCGAGAACGUACAGUUUCCUUCCAAGUGUCAAUUAUGUGGAUUGCACAGAAUUUUAAUUGUCCAAUGCUAUGCUCCUCUUGAAAAUUCAGUUUAUCAUCGCACUUUAUAUCUUUUCGCCUGUAUUAAUCCUAAUUGCUGGAUUCAAUCAGAAAGUUGGGUUUGUGUUCGAAGCCAAUAUCAAGACAACUCCAUUAAACAGUCAAGUACAAUAGUGAACUUGCCGUCGGUUGAGACUAAUCUCAGUUGGUGUACUGGCGCUGAUGAAUGGGAUGAGAAUGACAAUGGCGACACUGCUAACGGAAACUUUAUGAAUGUGGAUAAUGCUCCCAGCCCUAAUAAUGGCAUGCACAGGAAUUCUGAUGAGGAUGAAGAAAGCAACUCCUUAGAAGUGGAAACUGUAGAGCAAGCUCUUGGUAAUCUACAUGUGUUUGAUGCACACAAUGCCAAUAUGUCUCCAGUGCAAGGAGCUGUAGGGGCUAUAGGAGUACCAGUGGCCGCAGCAGAGCUAGAGGGUGGUGACGAGCCGGGCCUUGUCACUGUCGACACACCCACUGCCGCUUCCAACGAUAUAGAAGCACUACUGCACCAGACGGCAGAGUUACCGCAGGACAUACGAAGCCGAUUGAUGUGCGCUCCAAUGCAGUUUGUGCCCAAAUACAUUUACGUUGAAGAGGAAUGGCACAAGGCGUCUAGCCAAGAUGACAGGGUGACGGAAUUGCUCAAUAAAUACAAGAAUGAAAAUGAACUAGAGGUAGUAUGUGCCGGCGGCGGCGGUGGCGGAGGCGGGCCGGACGAGGAGCAGUACGAGGAGACGGCGCCGCUGCACGGAGACCGGCUCUUCCAUGCCUUCCUGUCCCGCCUCAGGAAGAACCCGGGGCAGAUCUUAAGGUACUCCCUUGAAGAGGCCCCGCUGCUGGGCGCGCCGCUGCCGCUGCCGCGCCGCGCCGGCGCGCGCACGCCCACGCCCGAGUCGCCCGGCGCAUGCGCGCCCGCCGCCUGCGCGCGCUGCGGCUCCCGCCUCGUCUGCGAACUCCAACUCGUGCCAGAACUCGCUGCAACCCUCUCGCUCCCACCCCUCUCCCGCGCGUCGCCGCCUCCCGCUCUCUCGCACCUGCACUUCCUGUCGGUGUUUGUGUUCACGUGCGCGCAGAGCUGCUGGCAGCCGGGCGACGCGCUCGUGCCGGAGACCGUCGUCUUCCAGCCUGAAGUUGUUUAAGCGGAGCCGAGCGGCUGGCCGGGGAAAUGUGACAGUAGCAUAAUAUCACUGAAGGCUUACAUUUAAUUAUGUAGGUGUAGAGAAUUGCCAAGCCAAGUUUGGCUUAUCAGUUUGGUUUAUAACCAGUUGGUCACCCGGACAAAUUACAACUAUAGAGCUAUGAUAAAAGUGUCAUGCCCAUGCCUAUUGCUGGCAAAUUGAUAGCCGUUGCCAGACGUUUAACAAUAGUUAUUUGUGCAACAAGAGAGGAAAGUUGGUUUUUCUUGCGAGUGUUUAUUUUGAGUCCUGAGAAAGCGAAAGAUUCUAUAAUUGAAUCACGAGCGAAGCGAGUGAUUCUAAGGUAGAAUCUUGAGCGUAGCGAGGGACUCAAAAACACGAAAUGUAAAAUAACUUUGCUCUCGUGUUGCACACAUAAUUUUUCACCUCAGUAGUGAGAACAUAUUAAAGGUUAAAAUGUAUUUCGAAUUACGCAGAAUAAACAGAAAAAAAAAGUAUUAUAAUAUGUACGAUACGAUACGAGACCGGACCGGACCGGACCGGACCGUACCGUACCGUACCGUACCGUACCAUAAAAAAAAGUAAUAAAAGUAUGAAGUUCAUGGCCUUCACUAAAUUAAAAAGCUACAUUGUUUCACUCCCUGGAGUGAGGAAAGUCGCACUUUCCUCACUCCAGGGAGUGACGAAAGUAGGCUUGUUCGAGCUGCUGAGGUGAAAAUUAAAUUACUACUGUCACGUUUUGUUAGCCACGCGAACGCGUACAUUAGCUUUAAAGAAAUAAAAGAAAAAAGGUAGAAUGUUGCACCAGAAGUGAAACAAUCAAACCUUAUAAUUGACGGAUGUUAAAAAGAAACGACCACGCGUGUCCGGCUCCGGCGUGUCCAUUAUUAAAUAAAAAAUGAUAGAAUUAAAGCAGUGGUUAACAAUACUAGUCUUCAAUUACGAUUUGUAGGAAGCAUUUUAUGUCUCAUAGAAAUUUAAAAUAAUAAAGUUGACAUUGCUAUAAUGUUCUAAGUGAUAGGAAUACCAUAAAAUAGUCCAACAAAUAGUCAAUAACAUUUUUUCGUCCAUACGACAGUUGUAUAAGCAUUUUCUUGCGGUGCAUUUAGUGUCAGUGUUACUUCAUUACUAUACUCCAGUAAAACUAAAAGUGGUCUUUUAAUCUCUAGAUAAUUAGCAAUAUUAAUUUCUUUUAAAUAUUUAUUUUCAAAGUGUGAUAAACAAUCUUAUUUAUGUGUGAAGUGAAUGUAUACAUUCAUAUGUGAUAUAUUUCUCAAUAAUCAUACUGUAUAAUUUGUAAGUGGAAAGUAUAAGUAGUAUAUCGUUUUAAGGCCAUAUUUUGAAGCUCGUUAAUUGUGUCAUUGUGAAGGUAGAAAACCAAUCCAAAUAUUGUUAUUUAGUGGUGUUCUUAUUAACCUAUACGUUAAAUGUGUAGUUAUACAUCUUCAUAGCAAACGCUAGGGUAGA
Messenger RNA from Cydia strobilella, 2898 nucleotides. RefSeq names its product programmed cell death protein 2-like (gene trus). The transcript is spliced from 8 exons. The record is from RefSeq and is a predicted model, not a curated record. NCBI's taxonomy places the organism in Eukaryota, Metazoa, Arthropoda, Insecta, Lepidoptera, Tortricidae. Gene Ontology annotation, biological process: apoptotic process. Bases 97 to 1434 code for a protein of 445 amino acids. Gene Ontology annotation, cellular component: cytoplasm.